CUUAACGCCCCCCUACCCAACUGGGCCGAGUGGCAUUUACUUUAAUGCCCUCCCACGAUUCCCACAUUUACUGUCCUGCCAUCGUCUUCCUCCUGCUAUAAAUCCAGGCUUAAACAAUCGCUAGAUCUCAGAUAUGUCUAAUUCUUCUAGAAGAUCGUCUAUAAGGUCUAGCUUGCAGCGUUCGCUCUCGCCGUCCGGCCGGUUCUUCACGCCGGCGGCGGAGAAGGAUGUGUCCUCGUUCGCGUCGUCUACCAGCUCGAGCUUUUGCUCGACUCCUUCGUCCGGUUUCUUCAACAGAUCGGCGUCCCCUACGCGCGUGAAUCUCCACGGCUUUGCCUUGGCGGCUCCGACGCCGUCCGUUCGGUUCUCGAUCGACCGAUCUAUCUCUCCCAGGCGAUCCGUGGCGGUUUCUCACCGAGAUCAGGUGGUCAGGAGGCAGAACGGCGGAAAUCCGUUGGCGAAUCUCCCGAAGAAGACGUGCCUGUGCUCUCCGACGACGCAUCCAGGUUCGUUUCGUUGUAGUUUGCACAAGAACGCGACCAGCAGGCCGUCGAUUUCGUACUCGCCGAACCGAUUGAAUGCUCGGAGGUCAGCAAUGACGAACUCCCUGGUCCGGAUCGGGACCGUGGAGGGGGAUUUGGUGAAGCGAGCUUUGGCUGCUCUCAUCCGACCUUCUUCCCACCAGCAAAGGCGCCGGGGAGACUUCCAGCCCAGGCCGAGCCGCCUUUCAAGGAUGUCAAAAGCCGAUGAUCUCUGAGUGGUUCUCCGAUAAAGGUUGGUAACAGGUUGGCGGUGGAUUCCGGCUGCGGUUUUUAGUUCUCCGGUGAAUCGAAAGCCCUAUAUCCAACAGAUUACAGUUUUGGUACAUUCACGAAGGAUCUGGAAGAUCUUGUACAUAUGAAUCCCAGCGAUCUGAUAACAAUCAAAGAACAUGUUUGAACUUUUUUGGCAUCCAUCUGAAAAACUUAAUUUCCAAAAAGAAAAAAUGAAUUCUCUGAUUGCUUUCGAUCUAAAUUGUAAAAAAAAAAGAAAAAAUCGGACUAGAAUUCAUUUGAAGAAAUACGCGAGGAUUGAAUAUAUGUGGAUUGAUUGAAUGGACUUUCGUGUGUGUUGGGCGUUCGUUUCCGUUUGUUAUCCGUCGACGUUUCCCCGCCGUUUCACUGUUCCGGCGUAACAGAAUUUCCCGUCGUGUUUGCGUUUGCCUUUCGUGUUCAGAGUUAUCAAUACGCAGGAAUGGCGUCAUGGCGUGGAAUUCAUUGAAUUUGGAAAUUGAUGAGUGGGAAAAAAGGAAUAUCCCUUCGGAUUUUGGACUCAAUUGGGCUCUCUGGAUUGGAACCUAAACCCUAGCUUUUGUUGAACCGGAAAAUUCUGACCCUUAACCGUAUGAAAGAGGCUUAGGAAAAAAAAUCAAAGGAAACGAACCGAGGACCAAUUUGAUUAAUUCAUAUUAAAAGGUCAACCUUUUC
Molecule: messenger RNA, 1466 nt
Organism: Cuscuta campestris
Lineage: Eukaryota; Viridiplantae; Streptophyta; Magnoliopsida; Solanales; Convolvulaceae
Source: the annotation of a GenBank genome assembly